Penicillium concentricum is the source of this 1005-nucleotide messenger RNA. Its product is annotated as PHD finger domain-containing protein. The transcript has 2 exons. Lineage: Eukaryota; Fungi; Ascomycota; Eurotiomycetes; Eurotiales; Aspergillaceae. The record is from RefSeq and is a predicted model, not a curated record. Bases 1 to 1005 code for a protein of 334 amino acids.
AUGGGGCCCCUCAGGGAGGAUAAGUCCUGCUGUGGCAUUACCCAGAAAGGAAAUGCCUGUAAGCUCACUGUGAAGAAAGAGACCCUGAAAGAAGGUCGGCACAAGCUGAACAACCUUGCACGGAGCCCAUUCGAUCUUUCUACACUUGACUCUCAGCUGGAUGGCAUUGUCUUCUUUUUCCUCUGCAAGAGGUGGCAUCAAGAACGUCAACAGAACGAUGUCAAACAGCGGUGGUUUAACGCAGCCGUGCGUAACCAAGUCCACGCGCAGACAUCUCCGCGCCAUCUUUUCUCGCCAUCUACAGCUGAAGAGGUUGAUGAUAUAGAAGAGGAAUCAGCCGGAAUUUCCUCUGAGCCACAUGCGCUCUCUCCUCCGAUAUGGGAUAUUGACGAGAUCACCUUCCCGGGACUUCCUGCCCCCACAUGGUUAGAGGUAUCUCAGCCUCCUGGUCGUAAAGUCACGUCAGAUAUGCUUGCAAUGGAACGGGUGCCCUGGGAUGUUUCACCGAAUGAUCCAGCCAUCCUGUCCAUCAACAAUGAGCACGGUGGACUGCACUGCAUCCAGAUUCACAGCUUCGACCAAGGGUCCUGUCCAGAUGGCGAGGUGUGUCCGAUCUGCUUUGAGGAAGACAGCGAUGAUCCCGUCAUGCUGCAAUGCGAUGCAUGUAAGGGGGUGGUUCAUUUGGGGUGCAUGGACGGCUGGCUUGCCCAUCGGUUGCCCGGGAAUAAUACCUCUUGCCCAACACAUCGAUGCCACGGGUCUUUCAGCGCCCUCCUUUCCUCUUCGGUGGCUGGGGAUGUCACUAGCGAGUCGACUACCGAAAUGCCUCUCGAAGUCAUACACACAGGAGCAGAAGGCUCGGAUGUUCCAACAGUACCCUCGCAGCUUCGAUCGCCUCGGCUUGCCCGGCGUUCAGAUCGUUUCCCGGUCUCUAUCCCCUCAAGCUCAUCCGUUACUCGUCGAUCUGCUCGACAGAGACGGGUUCCCGAUCGCUUCCGGCCGUAG